CCAUAAUUCAUUCAUAACAGCCGCUUCGAGCGCACAGGACUUGGAUUGGAGCACUUGUCCCGUUUUGUUCGUUGUUCAGGAAGAAAAUUUUCCGAGGGGUGCGACAACAAGAAAAUCUCAUUUAUUGUUUAUUUCUGCCGCUCGACGCCCGGAGCUUAGAGUUUUAUAAUAGGAAACACAUCGUGGAAAAUUUUUUCCGCGGUGUAAUCCGAGCCAGAUGGCAACGAUAGCUUCUUGCCUUGAUGAGAAGGUUGAUGAAGAAAAUUUUCCAAAAGCUGAGCCCGCUGUUUCUGAUGCGGUGAAGAAUUGUGAAGCGGCCAAAAAUGACGUGCAAGGACCGGAAGAGUUCUUGGACCCCUUUUGCAAUGCUGAUAAUCCGCAGAUAAUAACCUUCCAAGAUGUUACAUCGGCAGCAUUCAAAAUCAAGAAAGGUAUCGAGUACACGCCUUGCCCGAAAUCGCAUUUCUCGGAGAUGAUCGGCAUGGAUAUCUAUCUGAAGAAAGAGUUUCUUCAGUUCACCGGAAGUUUCAAGGAGCGGGGCGCCCGAUAUGCCUUGGUGAUGCUGACGGAGGAGCAGCGAAGAAAAGGCGUCAUAUCGGCAUCGUUAGGCAAUCACGCCCAGGGACUCAGCUAUCACGGUUGGAAACUCGGAAUCCCGGUCACGGUCGUCAUGCCCCUGAAGGCCUCGCUGAUGAAGAUACAAAAGUGCCGUGACUAUCAUGCCACAGUAAUCGUCCAGGGCACGGACAUGGGCGCGGCCAAAAAGAUUGCACUUCAAAUGGCACACGAAACGGGACUGACGUACAUCAACGGCUACGACCAUCCGCACAUCAUGGCCGGCCAGGGCACCAUUGGACUGGAAAUUGCGGAACAAGUGAGCAAUAUCGAUGCCGUCGUUGUUCCGGUCGGCGGAGGUGGACUGAUUGCCGGAGUUGCCACCGCCAUCAAGAAUUUAAGCCCUCAAACCAAAAUCAUUGGAGUAGAAUCAGAAAAGUGCCCCAGCUUCACAAUAGCACUGGAGAACAAAGCUCCGGUUCAUGUGCCGAUUCGGGAAACUCUGGCCGAUGGAUUGGCAGUGCCACAAGUCGGAUACAACGCAUUUGCCACAACCGUACCACUGCUGGAUAAAAUGAUAGUCGUCAAAGAAGAAUGGAUUGCGCUGGCCAUUUUGCGACUGGUAGAGUUGGAAAAAUGCGUUGUCGAGGGCGCUGGUGCAUCUGGUUUGGCCGCCAUUCUUGCUGGCCAUUUGGAAGAGUAUAAAGGCAAACGGAUCGUUUUGCUAAUAUGCGGAGGAAACAUUGACACUACUAUGUUUGGACGAUGUCUGGAGCGUGGCAUGGCUGCCGAGGGUCGUUUGCAAAGGUUUACCGUAACAGUUAGUGAUGGGCCGGGUGGAGUGGCAAAGCUCUGUAACUUACUGGCCGAACUCGGUGUUUCCAUUAAGGAUAUAAUGCAUGAACGUGCGUUCAUUCGGGAUGUACACAGCGUUGAGGUUAAGGUCAUUUGCGAAACCCGUGAUUGGAUCCAUGCCCAGGAAAUGCGAGAAUCCCUGCAGGCAACGUACGAGAAAGUAUGCUUUUACGAUCUUCCGAUGGCAAUCUGAUGGAUGCAACUAGCCAUGUUACUUUUAACUAAUCAAUUUGCUACAAAUUGGUAAGUGCAGCAACGUGAAUUUGCCUGGAAAAAAUGUCGAAAUCCUUGUUAUGUGAGAUUUGUCUUGAUUGUACAAUACAGCGUUUAAAAAUA
Uranotaenia lowii is the source of this 1746-nucleotide messenger RNA. RefSeq names its product L-threonine ammonia-lyase-like. Gene Ontology annotation, molecular function: threonine deaminase activity; L-serine ammonia-lyase activity. The transcript is spliced from 9 exons. The record is from RefSeq and is a predicted model, not a curated record. Bases 218 to 1603 code for a protein of 461 amino acids. Gene Ontology annotation, biological process: L-threonine catabolic process; L-serine catabolic process. Lineage: Eukaryota; Metazoa; Arthropoda; Insecta; Diptera; Culicidae.